UCGAUCUCCAGCUAUAUAUUUUUCACCUGCACCACUAGGUUCUCUUGCGUAGCUCAACUAGCCAGCUAGCUAGCAUCACCGAUCUUAUAGAGAUCCUAGUUUGACUAAUUUGGUAGGUGAUCGGGCAUGGCGAGCGCGACGACGGAGCCGCGGAUCGGCCGCGUUGAUGAUGAUGAGGAGGAGGAGGAGGACCUUGUUGAUAAUUGUGAUGGUGGUGACCACGGCGUCGUGGCUAGGGAAGUGAGGGAGCGGGUGUCCCGCCUGGCCGUCGAGGGAGGUGACGCCGACAGCAAGGUCGGCCGUGACCAGGGCGUCUACAAGAUCGUCGGCGGCGGCGGUGGAAACGUCGUCAGGUCAGCGAAACUGGAGGGUGCGGACGCGGUGCAGGGGCGGCACUCUGCGGGCGGCGGGCGGACGCUGCCGCCGCCGCACGCGUGGCUAGCGAUCGAGGACACGAAGAAGCACUACGACAGCGAACCGGAGGCGGAGCAGUGGAUGCGGCUGCUACGUGGAGGCGGCGGGGCCGGGGCCGGUAGGCAGCAGCGUCGUAGCAGCUUCAGCGUCGUCCGGCGCGAGAGCGCGGCGCGGGAGGCGUGGCUGGACCGCGCGUGGGAGAUGAAGCGGAGCUGGCACGAGCGCAACGGCGGCAUGGCCAUGGACGUGGAGGAGGUGCGGGCGUGCAGGGACCUCGGGCUGGAGCUGCCGUCCGACUGCACCGUGGAGAUACAGUGCUACGGGUUCUCCGGCACCCACAUCGCCAGCAGCGGCGCCGACUCCCCCUGCUCCAUCUCCAGCCCCGGUGCAGAUCCGACGGACGUGAAGGCUCAGCUCAAGGUGUGGGCGCAGGCGGUGGCGCUGGCAUCGACCACCCAUCUCGGAUCUUAGAUGCAUGGAUGGAUGCUUCAUCGACUCUAUCCCAUCCGAUCCAACGUGCGUGCGUGCGUGGCAGCAACAAAGCAAUUAAGCAAGUGAACAAGCUAGCAAUUUUUUUUAACUAGCUAUAUCAUAUAUGCGUUCCCUAGUAAUUAAACAAAAUGUUCACCGCUGCCCUUGUGUUUUCUUUUUCCCCCGUACGAAUGUAUUUGAUACCUUUCCCAUACAUACGUAUCUAAUUAUCUAAUUUACAUGUGUAUGUGUACUUUUUUACUGUAAACCUUGAAUAUAAGAGAUAUGUAAUCAAUUAAUUAAUGUA
Phragmites australis (common reed) is the source of this 1192-nucleotide messenger RNA. RefSeq lists its product as uncharacterized. The coding region runs from base 127 to 885 and encodes 252 amino acids. The record is from RefSeq and is a predicted model, not a curated record. NCBI's taxonomy places the organism in Eukaryota, Viridiplantae, Streptophyta, Magnoliopsida, Poales, Poaceae. The transcript has 2 exons.